GUUAGGACCUUCCUGUUUAGACUGCUGGACUUGGCAGAUCCAGCUAUCGUAACUCCCCAGCCCAGCCUCUACUCCUCUAUGAUGCCUCUGGGAUUGGGAAGAAGGAAGAAGGCGUCCCCGUUGGUUGAGAAUGAGGAAGCCGAGCCCAUUCGCGCCGGCCUCAACGUGGAGGGGAUGGAUGGAGGGGUGGUUGGACUGGGAGAGGGGGCUGCCUCUGAAGGGCUCCCUCCUCCACCAAACAGCAUGCGACCUCGACUGAUCUUCCACACCCAGCUCGCUCAUGGCAGCCCCACAGGUCGGAUUGAGGGCUUUAGUAAUGUGCGUGAGCUUUAUGCUAAGAUUGGAGAAGCCUUUGGGAUUCCACCGUCUGAGGUUAUGUUUUGCACACUGAACACUCACAAGGUGGAUAUGGAUAAACUUUUGGGAGGUCAGAUAGGUCUGGAAGACUUUAUAUUUGCUCACAUUAAAGGCCAGCGAAAAGAAAUAGACGUGUUUAAAGGUGAAGAUGCUCUAGGGUUGACAAUCACUGAUAAUGGAGCUGGUUAUGCUUUCAUCAAGAGAAUCAGAGAGGGCAGCAUCAUUCAUCAAAUCCAGGUCAUUAACGUGGGAGACAUGAUCGAGUCCAUCAACGGUCAUCGCCUUAUCGGCUGUAGACACUAUGAAGUUGCCAAAAUGCUGAAGGAGCUCCCCAAAGGAAAGGAGUUCACCAUUAAGCUUGUGGAGCCUCUCAAAGCCUUCGACAUGAUCAGCCAAAGGUCUGGAGGCUCCAGGUCGGCAUCAGGGGUUCAGCUGGGCACCGGCAGAGGAACCCUACGCCUGCGCUCCAAAGGGCCCGCAACAGUGGAGGAGCUGCCGUCUGCAUUUGAGGAAAAGGCCAUUGAGAAGGUGGACGACCUACUAGAGAGCUAUAUGGGCAUCAGAGACAGCGAGCUGGCGGCCACCAUGGUGGAGCUGGGAAAGGACAAGAAGAACCCAGACGAGUUUGCCGAAGCGUUGGACGAAACCCUGGGAGAUUUUGCCUUCCCAGACGAAUUUGUGUUCGACGUCUGGGGCGCCAUCGGAGACGCUAAAGUUGGGCGGGUACGGCCCCAUCUGUCGCUACGGGGACCCACCAUGGCGCUGCGCCCCCGAGCUUCCUCCCAGCCGGGAAAACUUUCCCUCCUCCAGAUUCCCAAGGCGGCGUCCUCCCUGCGGCCGCGGGCGGUGUCCUCGCGCUCCGGCUCCGUGCUGGAGGAGGAGCUCACCUGCUCCGUUUGCUGCGAGAUCUUCCGGGAGCCCGUGGUGCUCAAGUGCAGCCACAGCUUCUGCCGGGCCUGCCUGCAGCAGUUCUGGAACAAGAAAAAGGCCAGGCGCGAGUGUCCCAUCUGCAGGAGGAAGUGCUCCCUGACGGAGCCCACCGUCAGCCUGGCCCUGAAGAACGUGGCCGACACCUUCCUGAGGGAGCAGGACCACGAGCGGCGGCGGGCCGCGGCAGGGACGGGGGCCGGGGGCACCGGGGAGGAGGCGGAGGUGGAGGAGGAGAAAUGCGCCACACAUGGUGAAGCUCUCAAACUGUUCUGUAUGGAUGACUUUGAAGUUAUUUGCUGUGUGUGUCACACCUCCAAGAAGCACCAGGGACACCGAGUGUGUCCAGUGGAGGAAGGAGCCCAGGAUCUGAAGGCGGAGCUCAAGAAAGAAGUGAUUCCUCUAAAGAAAACCCUGCGUCACCUUUACGAAGCCAAGCAGGAGUGUGAUGACACAACUGUGCACAUCAAGAACCAAACGCAGGCCGCAGAGAAGCAGAUCAGAGAGGAGUUUGAGCAGCUUCGGGAGUUUCUCCUCAAGGAGGAAGAAAUGCGUCUGGCUGACUUGCAAAAGGAGGAUGAGGAGAAGAACGAGCUUGUGAGAAAAAAGUCUGAGAGCAUCAUCAGGGACAUCCUCACAUUCUCUCAUGCCGUCAUCGCUGUGGAGAAUGAGAUUGCAUCCAGGAAUGUUUUGUUCCUUCAGAAUUAUACCAACACCAAGAAAAGAGCACAGAUCCCACAGAAGGAUCCCGGAAAAGUGUCAGGUGCUCUUAUAAAUGUCGCCAAGCAUGUGAGCUCCCUGAAGUACCACGUGUGGGAAAAGAUGGUGGAUCUGGUCCAGUACACACCCAUCACCCUGGACCCCAACACGGCCUACUCCUGGCUGUCCCUUUCCCCAGACCUGACGAGUGUGGCCAACGGCGGAUCCCUGCACAAGCUGCCAGACAACCCGGAGCGUUUUGGCCAUUUCGUGUUUGUGCUCGGCUCUGAGGGCUUCACCUCCGGCCGCCACGCCUGGGAGGUGGAGGUCGGCAACAAGGACGACUGGAUGCUUGGCGUGGUCAAAGGCUCCAUCGACAGAAAGGGCCGCAUCUCGGGCUGUCCCGAGGGGGGCUUCUGGAUGAUCUCUCACUGUGAGGGAGAGUACUCGGCCAUGACCAGACCCAGCACCGCGCUGCCUCUGCAGGGCCGGCUGACUCGAGUCAGGGUGCAGCUGGACUUUGAGUGUGGGGAAGUGUCCUUCUCCAACCCCGUGAACAUGACGCCUAUCUACACCUUCAACGACUUCUUCACCGAGAAGAUGUACCCCUUCUUCUGCCCCGGCGCCAACAUUAACGGGAACAACCCUGAACCCCUCAGAAUCUGCCCUGCCAAGGUAGCGGUGUGGAACAGUACCACCUGGUGAUUCCAAAUGACCUCACAGAGGGAAUGAUUACUUUCCAGACCAAAUAAACAUAGAUCCAGGUGUGAGUGUAAAACUAGCAUGGCUCAAACAAAAUAAUCAUGAAUGAUCAACUGGAUCAUUAAGUGACUGACAACAUUCUGUGAAAUAAUGAGAAUGAGUGGCUCUUAAAAGCAACAAGAGGUGGUUGUGCUGCAGCAGGGCAGAAAAAGCUCCUCUCUGUCUGUCUGAGACCAAGAGCCACCUCCUCCUGAGCACCAGUCUCCCCCUGGUGGCUGUAAAUCAACAACACACACCCACACACACACCUGCCCAGACACACACACACACACGCACAUAUAUAUGGAUUGAAUUUACUCUCAAAUUGAAAUUGCACAACUAAAUCAUAUUGAAUUUUUUUUCUUGUCUCAUCAGAACACCAACUCUGUUUAUUUCCUAUUUCAGAAACUACACAGUAAUUCCCAAACAUUCCUCCAUUGUCUCGCAUGUGAUAAAUAAUACAAAGAAUACAUCUCAUACAAAUGUUGACAUCAUGCUUCUGUACGAAUAAACUAUCCUUGAUUGUUGACUUCUUUUCCACAAC
This is a messenger RNA of Menidia menidia (Atlantic silverside), 3268 nucleotides long. The record is from the annotation of a GenBank genome assembly. Lineage: Eukaryota; Metazoa; Chordata; Actinopteri; Atheriniformes; Atherinopsidae.